Colius striatus (speckled mousebird) is the source of this 3100-nucleotide messenger RNA. It is a transcript of the gene GINS3, whose product is annotated as GINS complex subunit 3. Bases 49 to 687 code for a protein of 212 amino acids. Gene Ontology annotation, cellular component: GINS complex. The transcript has 3 exons. The record is from RefSeq and is a predicted model, not a curated record. NCBI's taxonomy places the organism in Eukaryota, Metazoa, Chordata, Aves, Coliiformes, Coliidae. Gene Ontology annotation, biological process: mitotic DNA replication initiation.
GGAGGGGCCUGAGGCCUGCGCGGGAGCUCUGAGGCGGCCGGCCCGGCCAUGGCCGAGGCGUAUUUCCCGGUGGGCCCCGGGUUGGGCCUGGAGGAGAAUUACCUGUCGCUGGACGAUAUUCUGAUGUCGCAGGAGAAGCUGCCGGGCCGCGCCGAGAGCACCCUGCCGCGCCUGGCCUUCGCGCUGGGCCAGGGGGCCGCCGCCGCCGACUCCAUCCCUGAGGGAACCAAGCUGGAAAUACCUCUGUGGCUUGCUAAAGGUCUACAUGACAGCAAAAGAAGGAUCAUUUCAGUGGAGCUGCCAAAGAUUUACAAGGAAGCCUGGAGGACCGUGUUCAGCGCUGAUGCCAAUGUGGUCGAUCUGCAUAAAAUGGGGCCAUACUACUAUGGGUUUGGCUCCCAGCUCCUCAACUUUGACAAUCCAGAGAAUCCUGAGAUAGCUCAGACUAUCCUGCAGACGUUUAUUAGCCGUUUCCGCCGGAUCAUGGACUCCUCCCAGAACGCCUACAACGAGGACACGUCCGUGCUGCUGGCUCGGCUGGAUGAGCUGGAGCGAGCCUUGUUUCGAGCUGGCCAGAAAGGGCUCAAUGACUUCCAGUGCUGGGAAAAAGGACAGGCUUCUCAAAUCACAGCUUCCAGCCUGGUCCAGAAUUAUGGCAAAAGGAAGUUCACAGAUGUGGAUAGCUAAAAGCCUGCAGAACGUGCAGCUGCACUGGGGGGACCCCCAGAGAUCUGCAGUCACAGAAGAGAAGGAUGAAUCAGCUGUGGGGAAGGACAGGCUCCCUGAUCAGCCAUGGGAAUUCUUCUCUCUGUCAUCUUUGGAUCACUUUAAAGGCAGAUAACAAGGGCAUAAAAAACCCACUGGAUAGCUUCACAGCUCCCUCCUACCACUGCAGAGGAUUUGCAGUGAAAGAGUCCUCUAGAUGGGUGAAAGGGUACAGGAGGCUCUUCUAGAAGGAACAAUACUUAUUCUCCCUUAUUUCCCAGUUUGAUAUUUCCAAUAUCAGGUCUGCAUCUUGCCCAUCUAUGUAUUUCCUCUUGCCUUUCCCACCCCAGCCUCCUGGGAACAACUGUUUCCAGUUCCCCUGUUCUUUGGAGAGUCCUAACGAUGUGGAAAAAAAUGGUACAUGAUCCACAUAGAACUUGUCCUGUUUCAUGCACAUCAAGGUGGAACAGGGGCUCUGUGAGGCAGGAGUGUCUCAGUUUCUUUGCAGACUUCUGUGCAUAGUAUUAGUGCCCCAGGGAAAAAUACCUCCUAAAACCCAUGUGGUAAGUGAAGUGUCUGAAUAGCUCUUGUGUGCUGCCUCAUCCUCUUCUCUCCCUUUCAGCCCCUGUGGGCUUGAUGCUGCACAGGAUGGAGAAUGUCCUCAUGGGAAGUGAGUGGCUUUUUGCCAUGGAUGUGGCUCUGUGAUGGGUGUUAAAUUCCUCCACUUGUUUUACAGAGGAGGCAACAAAGAGUGAACCUGGGCUGGGUCAGAAGCAGAGUCUGUAAUGGAAACUAUCCCCCACUCUCAACCUCUGAGCCAUCUGCUUUCCCAUUACAAGUUCUUCUGGUUAAUGAAUUUGCUUAGUAGAAGGGACUUGGCUAAUGAACUGAGUUUCCUUCAUUCUGAUCCAUCUACAUGAUCCUAGCAAAGUGAUCUGAGUAAAUGUCAGUAGGGGGGUCUGGGCUUGCAGCUUGCUAAACUGUGCAGUGAUGGUGGGUGCCCCUAAACCCAGAUGAUCUGAAAGCCCCUUGGAUUCGAGACUGAGAACAGGUGGUUGUUUCUGUAGGCUGUUCCCAUGGCCAUCAGGGUGGUUGUCCUUUGGAAGCAGAUAUUGGACAUCUCAGGGGUGCUUGGGAGCAUCUGCAGAAUGUGGAGCUUGCAGAGUACCUGAGUGGAGGGGAUGGAUCGUCACGAUACCGAGCGCUUCGUCCUCUCUGGGAUUCCCUGGGAGGUGACCAGGAGAUGCAGAUCUUGGAGGAGCUGUUUCUGGACUUGCAGAUGCACCUGGAUAGUGGAUACUUUACACUGAGAACCUCAAGGCCAAAGGGUUUGUGGCCAUGUCUUGGCUCUGCCUCUGGAAGCAGUGAGAGGGGACAGCUUCUUGUCUUCGUGCACACUGUGGCCUCUCCCCCUCAGCUACACAGGGCUGGCCAGUCUGCCCCAGGAGACUCACUGGGAGCUGUGCCUUACAAAGUGCUUUAAGUACCUGCAAGAUCAGAUGCUGCUGCACUUAAUGGCUUAAUGGCACAUAACAGCCUGUGCAUGUUCAUGAAGCUUUUGUCUAUUGUCCAUUUGUGGAUUUUUACAUUGAAUAAACAUUUUGUAAGGGGACACUGGUAAUGUCAAAUGUCUGGUGCUAAUUGCCCUGCAAGCAGGAACAUUAGUGGUGGUUUGGAAAGUGCAGCACUGUGGCUGUGAUGGAUAAUGCAGCCCUGCUUCUGGCAUCCCCCUUCUCUUGCAGGGAGUGCAGCCAGGGGAGCUGCAUUCGUGCUGUCAUGCCCGUGUAGGGGUAGUUUCUGUCUGAGCCCUCGUGGGUGAUAGCUGUGUGCUGUCAGGGGAGGGCCACUGCCAACCAGGCAGCAAGCUCCUGCUUUUAUACAUUGCCUCUUUUUGUUGUGAACAUCUUGUGUUUACUAAGAGGUGAUUCCCCAUCACCUCAGCUUUGUGGGAGAGUGGUUGGUGAGGGGUGGAAAUUGGCCGCCUCUGUAUUCAUACCCUGCUGCCCCCAGUGCUGUAGCACAGACUUCAUGCAGCGUGGCAGCAGCACCCUGUCAGUGCUUGAGCUGCAAGUUCAAGUCCAUCUGUGAUGAGGAAGGAUUAUUUUUGAUGAGGUGGUGGAGCUGAGGUCUGGUUGGUUUAUAACCCACUAGCUCAUGGGUUUCUGGGCUGGUUUGGGUGACUGUCCAAACUCCUUGUCCUACAUUUGUAAGAACAUUCUUCUGCAGAAUCCCCACAUCUGGUUGCUCACUUGCCAGCAUUUGGUGCAGCUGCUUUCAGAGUGGGGAGAAAAAGCAUCCCUGAAGCUGUCCUCAAAGUCACUGGCUUUUGCAAGUAGGCAAUGUCACUUUAGUAACCCUGAGCAUUGAGGAAUAAACAGCAGUAAGACCCUUGAAA